AAAUUAUUUAUUUUAUAAAAUAAUUAAGUUAGCACUCAAAUUUCAAAAACACACCUAGGCGUGGCCACGCUUCGCUACCCUACCAUCGUGGAGGGAUAACCAAAUCAAAAAAAUUAUUAUUCCUUCGCUUCUCCUCUUCUCUUAUCAUGGCUCAACAAACCCAACCUUGUUCCUCUUGGGGCACCUGGGAGGAGCUCUUGCUCGCCAGCGCCGUCAAGCGCCAUGGCGUCCACAACUGGGAUUCCGUCUCCAUGGAACUCCGCACCAAGACCUCUCUCCCUCGUCCGCUCACCACCGCCCAAAUCUGCCAGCAAAAGUACCGCGACCUCCAACGCCGCUUCACCGCCAAUCAUCCCCAAGACCAAACCCCCUCCGAAAUCCCCUGGCUCGAGGACCUCAGAAAACUCCGCGUUGCCGAGCUCAAACGUGACCUCCACCGCUACGACGUCUCUAUAGUAGCCUUGCAGCAUAAGGUGAAGAAGUUGGAAGAAGAGCGAGAGCGGACCUUAUCAACAAGUCAGGACGCCGAGGAUAAACCAGAUCUGGGCCGUGGCUCAGAGACCGACAAAACUCCUCCGGCGGAAAUUCCUCAACCGGGGAAGGUUCCUGGAAAUUCGGUUUCAGGGGAGGAGGAAAACCGGUCCGUGAACGGAUCAAACUCUACCGGUUCGGAACGUAGGGAGAAGGAGAAGACCGAUCCGGAUCCGGUGAGGGCAGGGCAGGGCGAGGUGGUGGCGGAUUCGACGGGGUCGGAGGAGUUGGGUGAGCUGAGCAGCGAUGUGCAGAGCUCGGCGAGUUUGGGGAAGAAGAGGAAGAGGAGGCGGGUAGAAUUGUGCGGUGGCGAUGGGAUUAAAGAUAAAUCAGAGGCGUCGGUUGGGCUGUUGGAGAAGAUCCGGGCCCACGGCGAAAGCGGCUUGUUUGAGCGGCGGCUCCAGAGCCAGGAAUCUGAAGACUAUAAAGACCUGGUCCGGCAGCAUGUAGACCUGGAAACAAUACAAGCUAGGCUGAUCCAAGGGUCGUAUGCCUCCUCCUCCUCCCUCGCUUUCUAUAGAGAUCUCCUCCUCCUCUUUACUAACUCCAUUGUUUUCUUCCCCAAGCUUUCCCAUGAAUCCCUCACCGCCCAUCACCUCAGAAACCUUGUACUGGAUCACGUCAAUAAGCUAACAAAUAAAUCCGAUUCCUCACAUGACCAACCUCCAUCCCCAGCACCACCGAAGCCCGACCUUGAAAAUUCCGACUCUUUGCUUGCCAGGCACAAGUCUUCCGCUCCUAUUAUAGUGUGCCGCAAGAGGAGUUCAGUCUCUACCAAACCAUCUUCCUCUGCCUUUACUCUGAAAGCAUCAGAUCAACCUCAACCCGAUGACAACAAGAAACCACCACCUGUUGAAAGCAGUUUGCUCAAACCGCAAGAGAAGCCAAUAACUACUGGUACAAGGAGCUCAAGAAGAAUCAGCAACAACAACAACAACAACAACAACAUUAAGAAGCCUUCCAACACUGAUAAUACUACCCCAAACGGGAAACAAAAUGCCUCUUCACCCCCAGCCAAAAUUGAGAUGCAAGACGACAGUACUCCUAGCAGAGCCGAGAAGAAGAAAAUGGAAGUUUCAGCAUCCGAUAAAGAGAAAUGUCUGGCGGAUUACUUAAAAAAAAUGAAGAAAAACUCUCCUGCUGCUGAAGUGAAGAAGAAUAGCAAAGGAGGUGAGCAGAAGAAGAAGAAAAAGAAGAAGAAUAAUAAUAAUAAUAAUAGUAGUAGUAGUAACGGAAAGAAAGAAAAAGGGAAAGAGAAGGUGAUGACGAGGAGGAGUGUUGAAAGAAAGCAAGGGAAGGAGGAGACAAGUCCAUCGAAGAGGAGCGUUGGAAGGCCUCCCAAAAGGGAGGCGGAGGCCAGCGGGGGUUCGGGGAAGCGCGGUAGAAAGGAGGCGAAGCAGCCAAGGAAACGAGCUAGAAGGUAAAGGAACAUGCUGUAUGACAUUAUUGUUACGAUGGAGAUGGAUUCUUUUCUUUAGGUUGUAAAUUUAUGUAACAUAUUGCAGUAGUUAGUCUCAGUGCUAGUGGGCAAAGCAUUUUAUAUUUAGUAGCGUCAUUACAUACAUGUUUUUUUCCCACUUGACUAAUCGUCAUCACAUUAAUCAUUUUCUUCUUAUUCUUGAAAGAAAUGAAUGUGACUCGCCAGAAGGAGGGCUUCAAGUUGUUGAACCUCUUCAAGUCCAAACUACCCUACCGCUUGACUUUAUAAAUGUUUUUAAUUUUC
Molecule: messenger RNA, 2254 nt
Organism: Rubroshorea leprosula
Lineage: Eukaryota; Viridiplantae; Streptophyta; Magnoliopsida; Malvales; Dipterocarpaceae
Source: the annotation of a GenBank genome assembly